Molecule: messenger RNA, 798 nt
Organism: Fraxinus pennsylvanica
Lineage: Eukaryota; Viridiplantae; Streptophyta; Magnoliopsida; Lamiales; Oleaceae
Source: the annotation of a GenBank genome assembly
AUGUGUAUUACUGUGUUUAUGUGGCAAGCACACCCAAUAUACCCCUUUCUUCUUUUGCUCAACAGAGAUGAAUACCAUAACAGGCCAACGAAGCCGGUGGGAUGGUGGGAAGGUAGUAUGAUAUUGGGAGGGAAAGAUGAAGUUGCAGGUGGAACAUGGCUGGCCUGCUCAAGAGAAGGAAAAGUGGCUUUUCUAACAAAUGUAUUGGAGCUUCAUACCCUCCCUGGGGCUAAAAGCAGAGGAGAUCUCCCUAUCCAUUUCCUCGAGAGCGAAAAGAGUCCAAUGGCAUUUGCUGAGGAGUUGAUUAAAGCUGCACAUCUGUAUAAUGGAUUUAAUCUGAUAGUGGCUGAUCUUCCAUCAAAAUCCAUGUUUUAUGUAUCAAACAGACCAAAUGGAGAACCUAUUUCAGUUCAGGAAGUUCGUCCAGGGAUUCAUGUGCUCUCAAAUGCAAAGUUGAACUCUCCUUGGCCAAAGGCUUUGCGCUUGGAACGGAAAUUCAAAAUGCUGCUUGAUCGAUAUGGUGAAGGUGAAAUAUAUGUUAAGGAGAUGGUCGAAAAACUCAUGAAGGACACAGUAAAAGCCGACGAAAGCAAAUUGCCUAAUAUUUGUUCCCUUGACUGGGAGUUCAAUUUAAGCUCCAUCUUUGUUCAAAUAGACACCCCACUGGGUAUGUAUGGCACUAGAAGCACUGCUGCAUUGACUGUAAAUGCAAAUGGUGAAGCCAGUUUUUAUGAGAUUUAUCUUGAGAGGAACAUUUGGAAAGAGAAAACCCAGAAUUUCUACAUUGAGAAGUUGUAA